Trypanosoma cruzi is the source of this 4335-nucleotide messenger RNA. RefSeq lists its product as uncharacterized. Gene Ontology annotation, molecular function: protein binding. Bases 1 to 4335 code for a protein of 1444 amino acids. The transcript has a single exon. The record is from RefSeq and is a predicted model, not a curated record. NCBI's taxonomy places the organism in Eukaryota, Euglenozoa, Kinetoplastea, Trypanosomatida, Trypanosomatidae.
AUGAAGACAACGGCAUCAUUCAAACGGGGUGAAAUAAUUUCACCGGUUCCGGCAGACUACAUCGUUGAGCAAGACGCGCUUGUUCUCUCGGAUGGCUGUCGCCUGAGACACGAAACAGGAUUUAACGCCACAAUCAUCAGCCGCUUUCUUAUUGCCACGACGGACCUUCAAAUGGGCGAGGAGGUAUUGGUCAAUCUCAACGUGCUUUUCUACGACGUGGGAGAUGAAAAGGCAUUUUUGUUUUCAGGGUUUAAAAAUCUCGCGGAGGAGGAAAAGCAGGAGGUCUAUAUGUAUGCGGAUGAAAAUGUACGGCAACAGGCGAUCGCGGACGGGUUUGUUCCAAAUCGCAAAGAAAGUGGGAUUGACGUGGUGCGGACACGAAAUUCACAACUUGUGACCGUGUCGAGGGGGAGACACGAAGUAAAUAACAUCGUAUUUAGCUCCACUGGUGUUUUGCUUCCAUUCCCAGUGCGCAGUACAGUUGAGCUUCCGGGGGACCAACACCUGCGUCUUACGGGGGGAUCAGAGUUUAUCCGUCACGCCUGUCAGCCAAACCUGCGCCUUGCGAUUGAGGGUGACUCCAUACACGGCAUCGCUCUGCGAUCCAUAGAAGGGGGAGAACAACUGACAUACAACUACCUAUGCACAGAGUGGGAUAUUGCAGAGCCUUUUCAUUGUGCUUGCAACACAGAUUCCUGUUAUAGAUUUAUAAGAGGAUUUCAUUAUUUGGAUGCAGAAGAGAAGGUACUUCUAUUUCCAAGCGUAACUGCGGCAAUUCAAGAAAAGUACCAUGCAGCACUCCCACAAACUGCUUCUUUGGCAUCCCUUGAAAAAACAACGGCAAUAGCAGUUACCCUUGAGGGAAAGGUCGCUGCCCAACGAUAUGUGGCCUCUGGUAAAGUAUUGAUGAAUGUCAACCGCUUUUGUGUACGUUCUCGAGAAGUUGUUCUUGACAGUUUGCACAUUCCACAUAGUUGUGACGCAAAUACCGCUCUGUUGGAAGGCCGUUUGGUGGCAUCUAAGCCUCUCCUUUCCGGUGACCCGCUCACACUGAACCUUUGUACAUUAUUUUAUGAACUCCCGCUUCCCUUUGAAUGCCACUGUGGAUCUUCAAAUUGUACUCGUCUUGUUAAAGGGUUUUCUACACUGAGUGAGGAUGAUAAAAGUGGUCUCAUUCCACUUGCUGAGCGAUCCGUUCUCGUGGAAGCGGCACGUCAUGGUUUGAAUGUACAAAGCUCCAGUCCACUUGUAAAGAUAAGGCGGUAUCCUCCCAUGGGAGAGGUAACGUUUGCUGCAGAUUUUAUUCCAAAGGGUACUCGUAUUUUUCAUAUGAGAGGCCUUGUUAUCCCCUUUCCAACGGUUUAUACGGUAUACCUUGGGGACGGCAAACAUUUACUUUUUGCAGACGGGGCGCAAUGCUUGGCGCAUAGUUGUGACCCCAACACGCGUCUUUCUAUAGAUGCCUCAAAUGGAACCGCCAGUUGUUUUGCCAUGCGUGACAUUGAACCAGGGGAAAUUGUUUCCUUCAAUUAUCUUACCUCCGAGUGGGAUAUGGCAUCACCAUUUAGGUGCGGCUGCGGAAGUGCAUCAUGUUUCAGUAUGAUAAAAGGGUUUCGUCACUUGGAUGAGGAAAGCCAGUUGCGCCUCUGGCCUCAUGCAACCAGUGGUGUGAAAUUUCUUUUUGCCCAGCACCGUCGCAGUGCGCUGCCGAAUCUUGACAACUCGUUGGUCUAUCUUCACGAAACUUUAGGUGAACUGCGUCUGGCGCGGGACUUGUCAUCGGGCGUGGUACUUUUUACUGCCACAACAUUUUGUAUUGCUGCUGGGAAAGUUCUCUUGGACGAUGUGCGACUGAAGCAUUCGUGUAGUCCCACAGCUGUAUUCCUUGAGGGACGCGUUGUGUUGAGUCGUGCCUCACUCCGAGGGGAUGCCGUAACACUUAAUAUUAAUCACUUGGUCUACAAUAGCCCGGUUUUUACAUGCCAUUGUGGCUCGGCGAACUGCGUCGGUGAGGUGCGAGGAUUCGCUGGUCUCACAGACGAACAAAAGAACACGGAGAUGGUGUAUGUCGAUCCAAGGGUGCGGGCGGCGGCGGUGGAAAAUGGAUACCGCAUCCAAAGCUCAUGUCCACUGGUGGAGGUGAAGCCAAAUGGAUUUAUGGGACAAGCGACAUUUGCAAAGAGUGACAUUCGGGAAGGGACUCGUUUUUUUGAAGUAUCCGGUCUUGUUCUUCCCUUUGCAACAAUUUACACAAUCCUUCUGGUUGAUGAGCAGCAUCUUCUUUUUGCGGAUGGGGCACAGUGCUUGGCGCACAGCUGUGAUCCAAAUGUCCGUGUCAUCACAGACAAUACGAGAAAACGAAUUGGAUGUCUUGCUCUUCGGGAUAUUAAAAAGGGUGAACUCAUUUCUUUUAAUUAUCUUACAACAGAGUGGGAUAUGCAAACGCCAUUCACAUGUCUUUGUGGCGCACCGCUGUGUUACCGUGAAAUAAGAGGUUUUAAGUAUCUGGGAGAUGAAGCGCGACAAAAACUAUGGUGUAUGGCGACGCCAGGGAUUAAAUCUAUGGUAAUAGCUACAAAAGCGGAAGAUACAUGGGCCCAGAUUGCAUCUACACGUUUUUUUGUCAGUAACGAUGGUCUGUUGCACGCUUCGGAAGAUAUGAAGGAGGGAACAGUUCUUAUGAAAGUUUCCUGCAUGGAAAUUGUAAGGGAGUUUCUCUCUCUUGAUGGAAUUCGAAUCCGUCAUCAUUGCUCACCCAAUGUAGCCGUCAUUGAAAAUCGAGUUGUCUUGAUUUCUCCUGUUUCGGCAGGGGAGGAAAUAAAUGUCGAUCUAAAUUGCUUGAGUUAUUUACUUUUGGAGGCGUUUGAGUGCAACUGUAGUCAAUUCAAAAGCCCACAUCUUAUUCAAGGAUUUAAAUGGUUGAACGAAGAAAAGAAACAUGCUUGCAUGAUAUUCACAGAGCCUAGUGUACGCGCUGCAGCUCUGAAGGAUGGUUACAAAAUGAAGUGUGAUUCCUCACUGAUUAAAAUAUGCGAAGGUCGCACGGGAUUGGAGGCACAUGCCACUGCGAAUAUACCCGCUGGCACUCGUUUUAUGACAAUCCAAGGUCUUUGUUUACCGUUCUCGACAGCCUGCACAGUACAAUUGUCGGAGGGUAAACAUCUUCUUCUUUUUGGUGGGGCGCAGUUUCUUUCUCAUAGCUGUGAUGCAAAUAUUCGUCUUCGGGUGGAUGCGGUAAACAACACAAUUGGAUGUGAAGCCCUGCGCGAUAUUUCGGUGGAGGAACUUGUGUCCGUCAACUACGUUGCCGUGGAAUGGGAUCUAAGUGCCCCAUUUCACUGUCUCUGUCACAGUCCCAAAUGCUUACAUGACAUUCGUGGAUUUAGGUAUUUGUCUAACGCACAACGGUUGGCAUUUCAAGGACAAGUGACACCCGCCAUACGCCAGUUAGCUGCUUCCCAUGCCAUUGUUAAUUUGCCACCCAACGUUAAGGGCAACACCGCGGGAAUGUUGCAGGUAACAAGCCCUGUAACCCGUGGAACUGUACUUGUGGAAUGCACGGAUAUGGAUAUUCAACCAACGCAAGUUUCUCUUGGAGGCGACUCUUACAUCAUACGACAUAAGGAAGAUGCCAAUACUGUGUUUGUGGAGGGUCGUUUUGUCACCAAGCGUAACAUGGAAGAAGGGGAAUUCCUAACGGUUGACAUGAACUUCUUUAUAUACGAUACUUCAUCCCUUUUUCCGCUUGCUUUUGCGGAGGGAUGUCAAGGAUUUUUCCAUCUUCCGGAAGUUACAAAGCAGAGCCAGUUAUAUUUAUGUGAACCAUCCGUUCGUGCGCAGGCUAUGCAGGAUGGCUGGAUUGUCAAAUCCUCAUCGCCAUUGGUUGAAGUUCGUCGAAACGGGGAAAUGGGGCAAACCGCUUAUGCAGCCGCAAAUAUUGCCUUGGGUGAAGUGCUGUUUCACAGCACGGGGCUUGUUGUACCGUUUCCUACAAUGUACACCAUCUGUGUCGGAGAGAAUAAACAUCUUUUGUUUGGAGAUGCUGCCGAAUGUAUUGCCCACCACUGUGACCCCAAUUUACAAGUGGUGGUACACGAGGAAAAUGGAACGUUUGAUUUUGUGGCGCUUCGAUCCAUUACGGUAGGAGAGAUGCUGAAUUUUAACUACUGUACCACCGAAUGGACUAUGAAUUCGCCUUUUGUGUGUCUCUGUGAGUCUGUUCAUUGUGCGGGCACUAUACGUGGUUUUUUACACCUGAAGGAAACGGACCGCCAGCGUCUCUGGCCAAUCACAAGCCCCGUGGUCAAACGGUACGCGAGCAGAGAAAGUUAUUGA